Sciurus carolinensis (gray squirrel) is the source of this 3201-nucleotide messenger RNA. It is a transcript of the gene Ovch1, whose product is annotated as ovochymase 1. Gene Ontology annotation, biological process: proteolysis; acrosome reaction. Gene Ontology annotation, molecular function: serine-type endopeptidase activity. NCBI's taxonomy places the organism in Eukaryota, Metazoa, Chordata, Mammalia, Rodentia, Sciuridae. The record is from RefSeq and is a predicted model, not a curated record.
AUGGGGAUGCUGACUGGAGUUGGUUUGUUGCUAUUACUUACCACUGGCCUCCACCAAAACCUGGGACUCAAGUGUGGAAUUUGUGUAGCUGAUUGGAAAAGUGAGGAACCUGCUGUGGAAUCUAGGCUUUUCUCCAGAAUUAGUUGGAGAGAUUCAACAGUUGGUGGACAACCCUGGCAGGUCUCCCUAAAAUUGGGUGAAUGCCACAUCUGUGGAGGAAGUUUGAUUGAAGAUGAUAGGGUAGUCACAGCAGCACACUGCCUAAGUAGCCUUGAUGGGCAGCAACUUAAAAAUCUAACUGUGACAAAUGGCGAGUACAACCUAUUUCAGAAAGAAAAACAAGAGCAGAAUAUUCCAGUCUCAAAAAUUGUUAUUCAUCUCGAAUUCAACAGGCUUGGAUAUAUGAGUUUUGAUAUUGUACUGCUGUAUCUAAAACACAAAAUCAAGUUUGGAAUUGCUGUUCAGUCAAUCUGUCUUCCACACAGAGCUGAUCAAUUUGAAGCAGGGAUUCUGUGCAUGGCCAGUGGAUGGGGCAAGAUUACAGAGAAUUCUGAGGAUUCAAAUGUCUUACAAGAAGGGGAACUUCCCAUUAUGGAUGACAGAAUGUGUACUUCUGUGCUCAAGAGUAUGAACCCUUCUCCUCUGGGAAGGACCCUGCUAUGUGCCAUUUUUCCUGAUAGGGGAAAUGAUGCCUGCCAGGGGGACUCUGGAGGAUCACUGGUUUGUAGAAAACCUGAUGGAAUCUGGACUCUGACUGGGAUAAUUUCCUGGGUUGCUUGUUGUGAGAGAGGUUUGGCUUCUCCAAAAACCAAAUACACAAGGGCAUUACCUGGCAUUUUUUCCAAGGUGUUUGAGUUGAUGGAUUUUAUCACUCAAAACAUGAUCACAGGUUUGGAUUGGGGCUGACCCCUUUCAGAAGUAAGUCCAAGGUGUGUAACAAAGGGCCUGAAUUCUGUCCAAGGUGUGGAUGAAAGCAAGAGACAUAAAGAUUGUAAACCUCAGGGGACAGUAUUAUGUGGAGACAGUGGGAAGAUUCAUUACCUCUCUUCCAAAGAAGACAACUAUUCUCAUAAUAGUUUAUGUAUCUGGAAAAUAAUGGUACCAGAAGAUAAAAUUAUCCUGAUAAAAUUUACAAGUCUAGAUAUAGAAAAUCCAGUUGGAUGCGAUCACGACUACGUAUCUUUACAAUCAAGUAAUGGAGCACUUAUUAGUAAGGUCUGUGGAGAUAUGUUGCCCUCACCUUUGCUGACAGAGACCAACCAGGCCGUAGUUACAUUUGUUUCUGAUGCAGAAAACAGUGGCAGUGGCUUUGAGCUUUGCUUUACUGCUGUACAGAAGUUGAGAGCAGGUUCAGGUUGUGGGAGUGAGGCUGCAUUGGUAGAGGAAGGGACAAUUCAUUGUGCCAGUUAUCCUCGCUUGUAUCCCAGUAAUGUCUGGUGUCAUUGGUUUAUUCAUGCUCCAGAGAAACACAUUGUAAAGUUAACAUUUGAAGACUUUAAAGUUCAGUUUAACCAAAACUGUACAUAUGAUGCUGUUGUGAUUUAUGAUGAUACUGAAGAACUACAUGAAUUAGCUCAACUUUGUGGAAUCUUGAAACUCACUCCAAUAUUCAGUUUUGGUAACAUGAUGGUCGUGUAUUUUAAAAGUGAUGGUGAAAAUAAUUUCCAAGGCUUCAAGAUUAGAUUCACCUUUUUGCCUUCAGACUCCUUAAACAAAAAUGGACUGACAAUACCUCUCAAAACCCAUGCUAUAUCUACUGUAAAAUCUAUUCCAUAUGGUAUCUGUGGCAUCCCUCCAUUUAGUCUCCAGUGGCUUUCCAGAAGAAUCGCGGGGGGCGAAGAAGCCUGCCCCCACUGUUGGCCAUGGCAGGUGGGUUUGAAGUUUCUAGGUGAUCACCAGUGUGGAGGUGCCAUCAUCAAUCCAAUUUGGAUUCUUACUGCAGCCCACUGCGUACAAUCGAAAGAUAAUCCACCCUCCUGGACUGUUGUUGCUGGGGACCAUGAUAGAACCCUAAAGGAAUCAACUGAGCAGGUGAGAAGGGCCAAACACAUCAUAGUGCAUGAAGACUUUGAUACAGUGACCUAUGACUCUGAUAUUGCCCUAAUACAAUUGAGCUCUCCUCUGGAGUACAACUCAGUGGUGAGGCCAGUGUGUCUCCCACAUAGCACAGAGCCUCUGUUUUCCUCCGAGAUAUGUGCUGUGACCGGAUGGGGAAGCACUAGUAAAGAUGGUGACCUAGCCAGUCGCUUACAGCAGAUUCAAGUGACUGUGCUAGAAAGAGCUGUCUGCGAAGGCACUUACUAUUCUGCUCAUCCAGGAGGGAUCACAGACAGGAUGAUCUGUGCUGGCUCUGCUGUGUCUGGAAGGAAAGAUUUCUGUCAGGGAGACUCUGGUGGGCCAUUAGUAUGUAGACAUGAAAAUGGUCCCUUUGUCCUCUAUGGCAUCGUCAGCUGGGGAGCUGGCUGCAUCCAGCCUUGGAAGCCAGGUGUAUUUGCCAGGGUAAGGGUUUUCUUGGACUGGAUCAAAUCCAAAAUCAAAGGUCCUACUUCACUUCAGACAAAGAAUAAGAGCAAAACCUUAAGAAAACAAUUAUCAACAUCCACACUUUCAAAAGACAGUACCUCUGGGCCAGGUAAUAAAUCUUCUAAAGUGAAGCUAGAAGAGCCUAGAGCCCUUUUUUCAAAUCCAAGAUAUCCACUGCAUUAUAGAAGAAAACUGGAAUAUCCCUGGGCGCUCAGAGUGGCAAAAUUUCCUGUUGUGUGUCUGUCACUCCUUGGAUCUCAUGUGGGUAGAGACUUAGUUAUGACUAUUUAUGAAGAAAGCCACAUUGAGAGAAAGAUGGCAGGUGAAUUAUGUCGAGGAAGGCUUUACUUAACGAUUUUCACGUGCUCUGGACCACUGGUGAGGGUGACGUUCUGUUCCCUUAAACAAGGCUUUGGCAUAAGCUAUAUUGUUUUCAGAAUCCAAGAUAUGCUUGGUCCAAAGGGUAGCAUAAUAAUGAGACUUCCCCUGAGUUCAAACCAAGAGCACAGAGUCACGUGUGAGGAUAUUCUGACAAAGUUCUCAGGAAUCGUACAGAUCCCAAGAUAUUCUCACAGGAUGAUUAUGAGGUUAGUACCCCCUUUAAUUCACAUCAUUUGCCUUGAUAUUAUCAACUUUCUGAUGAAGCUUGGCUUAUCACAGCCACCUGUGGGUUUCUGA